AUGCCUUUGCUCAGACUCAGCUCAAGUAACAUUCCCAGUUUCUCCAGGAGGAAACCCGGUGGUUUGGCCCUCCAGCAAACUGUUCAUGUGUUAACACAGCUGAGCCAAACCAUUGUGCCAGGUCAUUGUCUUAGAAGAGAAUGCAAAAAGGUGUGUUGCAGCUGCUGUGCCCUUGGCAUACGCGUUCGCAAUGAAGGCCGUGGUUGUGAUGUCCACCAGUACCUUGGUUACCCAUGUGGACAUGUCUUCCUCACAUGCUGCGAGGAAGAGGAAGGUCCAAGCCAGACCCCACUGAGGAGAAAGCUGAAGCCCAGACCUACUGCUAUACCCAGAAAAGUCUCAGACAGCAAGUUCCCCAAGGAGGCCUUUUCCAUCAGUGCCACAGAUGAAGCUGCCAACGCAGUGGAGGAACAGGAGGAUGUGGAUGAGUGUCAGCUCUACCAGGGCCAGCUGUGCCAGCACACAUGCACCAACAUCUGGGGCUCCUACCGCUGUGGCUGCCACCCGGGCUACAUCCUGCAGCCGGAUGGACACCUCUGUGCCCCAGUGAGUCCUGACGAGGACAACAGAGUGAGAGAGGAGGACAGCCCUGCCCUGAUCCCGACACAAACCACUACCACCACCACUACAACCAGAACGACCACCAUGAGACCCAUCCACAUCAAUCCCUGUGCAGAAAACGGUCAUUGCAGUCAGCAGUGUACAGCGGUGGCAGGUCGGGCUCACUGCUCCUGCUUCCCAGGGUUCCGGCUGAUGACAGAUGGACGCACCUGUGAAGACGUGGACGAGUGCGUGACCAACACCCACAGUUGUCGACCCAACGAGAACUGCGUGAACACGGUGGGCUCAUUUGUAUGCGAGCUGCAGGUCACUUGUCCUGCAGGCUACCAGCUGAGGAACAGUGUUUGUGAGGACAUUGAUGAAUGUGUUCUGCAAACCCAUAACUGUGCUACAGGCCUUGUGUGUGAGAAUACAUUGGGCUCUUUCCUGUGCAGUCCCAAACAAAAGUGCAUGACCGGGUUCACGCAGGAUUCCCAUGGCAACUGUAUAGACAUAAAUGAGUGCAGCAGCCUGACUAAGCCGUGUAGCUCAGGUUUUAACUGUAUCAACACAGUGGGUUCCUACACCUGCCAGCAGAAGGUCAUCAAGUGCAACCAGGGCCACCAAGCCAGUCCUGAUGGAACCAAAUGUGUCGAUAUUGAUGAGUGUCAGAUGGGGACACACCGCUGUGGAGGGGGCAAAAUCUGUCACAACCUCGUUGGCAGCUACCGUUGUGACUGUCAGACGGGAUACCAGUAUGACGCCCUGCGUAAAGUCUGCACCGAUGUAAAUGAGUGCUGGCGUUAUCCUGGCAGACUGUGUGCCCAGACCUGUGAAAACACCCCCGGCUCCUACCACUGCUCAUGCACAGCCGGCUUCUCCCUCACAUUCGAUGGCAAGAACUGUGAAGAUGUGAAUGAAUGUGACAAAAACCCCUGUAGCCAGGAGUGCGCCAACAUCUACGGCUCGUAUCAGUGCUACUGUCGGCAAGGCUACUUCUUGAAAGAGGACGGACACACUUGUGAAGAUAUUGAUGAGUGCUCCCAGAGCAUUGGGAACCUUUGUACCUUCCAGUGUGUGAAUGUGGCUGGCAGCUACCAGUGUGCCUGUCCUCCCCAUGGAUACGUCAUGUCCGCCAACGGACGCACCUGCAGAGAUAUUGAUGAGUGCACAGCUGGCACCCACAACUGCUCAUACGGACAGAACUGCUUUAAUCUGCAGGGAGGCUUUAAAUGCCUCUCCUUUGACUGCCCUCCCAACUACAAGAAGGCAUCAGACACACGCUGUGAGCGGAUGAGCUGUCCCAGCAACUCUUUAGAAUGUCAGAACUCCCCCGUCCGCAUCACGUAUUACCAGCUCAGCUUCCAGACCAACAUCAUCAUUCCCGCGCAGAUUUUCCGAAUAGGACCUUCCCCCGCCUACUCGGGUGACCACAUAGUCAUCAGCAUCACUAAGGGCAACGAGGAGGGCUACUUCAGCACCCGCAAGCUGAACAGCUUCACGGGCACUGUCUUCCUGCAGAGACAAGUCCGAGAACCCAAAGACUUCCUGAUAGACGUGGAGAUGAAGCUGCUAAGACAAGGGACAUUCACCUCGUUCCUCGCCAGGAUCUACGUCUUCAUCACAUCCACAUCCAGCACUAUGUAAAAGCAGAGCAAAGUGGAGAGAAAGACUGAUCGUUUCAUAUGGUGCUAAACUUUCAUAUGUGCAGACUUCAACAAUCCCCUCCAACAAUCAAGCAUUAAUCAAGGAUAUUGUAAAAUGUUGCCAAAGAACUCGUUUGCUUUUCUGUCUGAUUGGCAGGUUGGUGAUUCAAUCAAGCUGCCAGACAUUUUGCAGACUGUUAUGACAUCAUCAUCAUAUUUUCUGACAAACCUUGUAUUUGUAUUCACCAAAGUAUCUUUCAGCUUGACUCUUGCUAACAUAACUUUUAUGCUCCACCAUUGUUAGGAUUGACUCAGGCAGUUUGUUGUUAUGGAUGGCAGCAAGGUAUU
This is a messenger RNA of Scomber japonicus (chub mackerel), 2534 nucleotides long. It is a transcript of the gene fbln2, whose product is annotated as fibulin 2. Gene Ontology annotation, molecular function: peptidase activator activity; calcium ion binding. The record is from RefSeq and is a predicted model, not a curated record. The coding region runs from base 1 to 2187 and encodes 728 amino acids. The transcript is spliced from 14 exons. NCBI's taxonomy places the organism in Eukaryota, Metazoa, Chordata, Actinopteri, Scombriformes, Scombridae. Gene Ontology annotation, biological process: extracellular matrix organization. Gene Ontology annotation, cellular component: extracellular region.